Messenger RNA from Cylicocyclus nassatus, 653 nucleotides. Lineage: Eukaryota; Metazoa; Nematoda; Chromadorea; Rhabditida; Strongylidae. The record is from the annotation of a GenBank genome assembly.
AUGUCCAGACGCAAUCCUUCGGAUCUGAUCGCAAGAAAAACUCCGGCAACUUCUAAAAAGCAGCCUAGCAGCGGAAUUGAGAAAGCACACGCCGAUCUAAUCGCAUUUUUGUACGCAUCACACGGUGAAUCAUAUGAUGAGAAUGUAGGCACUAUAGAAGGCAUGAUUGCUCUGCCAAGAGAAAAGCCUUGCAAUUGGUUCGACUUGCUAGACAUCUUCCUACUGAAAUCAUUGCUACAACUACUGCUACUUGUUGUAUACUUAUUGAUGGCAAUUGUAUCACUAUACCUAAUUGUUGGUGCUGCGGCUCAACUGGUCUGCAAUUUUAUUGGAUUCGCUUAUCCGGCCUACGCCAGUGUGAAAGCUGUGCGGACGAAAGACACGCACGACGACACCCAGUGGUUGACCUACUGGUGUGUUUUCGCCGUUUUCUGCCUUGUUGACUACUUCGCCAGCUCAAUCAUGUCUUACUUUCCUGUCUAUUGGUUUGCAAAGGCCGCAUUUCUCAUAUAUUUGUAUCUGCCGCAAACUAUGGGAGCUGAACAUAUGUUCCACAGUUGCGUGAACCCAAUGGUGACUGCAAUCGACAAUUAUCUUGAGGCUAAAACGUAGUAGUCUUUCAAUGAUUAACCAUACGAGAAAUAAAUAUGUGC